This is a messenger RNA of Aethina tumida (small hive beetle), 1060 nucleotides long. RefSeq names its product trypsin V-B-like. NCBI's taxonomy places the organism in Eukaryota, Metazoa, Arthropoda, Insecta, Coleoptera, Nitidulidae. Gene Ontology annotation, biological process: proteolysis. The record is from RefSeq and is a predicted model, not a curated record. Gene Ontology annotation, molecular function: serine-type endopeptidase activity. Bases 246 to 1055 code for a protein of 269 amino acids. The transcript has 4 exons.
UCCGUGCACCGUGACAAGAGCAAACAACACAAAUAAAACGAUUGUUAUAACACUUGUUAGAUAACGAAGCUUUCUAAGGCAGUCGAAAACGAACAUACUUGCACCGAAGUCGGCCGUUCAGUGGGACAAAUUCGCCUGCCAAGAAGUUGUGGUGGUGCUUUUUUCGGGGGUAGGAGUACGACGGUCGCGGACGCUAUAUAAAACUGAAAGAUCGUUCGUUAAUCGUCCUCAGUGCUGUAGAUGAGAUGUUAAAAUACUUGUGCUUCGGUAUUUUAAUUUGCAUAGUCAGAUCUGAGGAUGAUGAUUCGACGCGGAGCAACGUGGCGAUGAGCAGGAUCAUCCACGGCGAUGUGGUCGACAUCGAGGAUCAUCCCCAUCAGGUCGCGCUCGUUGCCCGAAAGAACACCCGCAGCAAAAUCAUUUGCGGCGGCGCCCUCGUGAAGCCGAGGGUGGUGUUUACGGCGGCCCACUGCACCCACGUCAUCCCGCACGCCCGGCCUAGGGAAGGGUUGUCUGUGUUGGUGGGCGCGAACUCGCUUCACGACCCCAAAGGCACGGAACACAAGAUCCAGAAGGUCAUCAAGCAUCCGGCGUUCGGAUACAACAAUUUCGAUAAUGAUUUUUCGGUAGUGCUGCUCAAGAAGCCGGUGGAUUACAGCGAUAGGGUGCAGAAUAUACCGAUUUCGUUGCACGACCAUCGAGAGGGAACUCAAGCCACAGCUUCAGGAUAUGGAUUGACUGAGUAUGGCUUUCCUUCUAAGAAUUUGAGAGCAGUAGACUUGACGAUAGAAAGACACUCUAAAUGUCAAAGUUACUUCCCCAAAGCGUUUCAUCCUAAAAUUACAAAGAAUCAUGUUUGCGUUCGGCCUGAUAAGAAAACAACCUACUAUGGUGAUUCUGGCGGUCCAUUAGUGGUGGAUGGUAAAUUAGUGGGUUUGGUAUCAUUCGGUAGGACAGUAAGCGGCAACAAGAAAACGACUGUUUUUACUAGAGUAAGAAACUUCCUUGAUUUCGCAGAUUCUGUAAUUCCAUCAGACUUCCAUCACAAUAAAUAAUACAA